UUUUAGAUACAACCUGGAAAAGUUGAUAGUCUGUUCGGUUUCUUGGAUUGCUACUCUGCCCUCAGGCAGGUUACGUGUGGUGACCACUGAAAUUGCUCAAAAAUUGUGAAAAAAUUUUGGCCAGUUUUUAAAAAACCAUAAAAGAGACAACAACAACUUUGAGAACGCUUUCCACAGAAGCACAAGAUUACACUAAAAUGGCGUCUGCAUCAAUUGGACUGGACGAUGCGGCGUCAUCAUCAGAUGAUCUUAUGGAUGAACAGUCUCCUCAUUUUUCUAGUGUUUCGUUACAUGCUGUGAUUAGUGGGACAAAUAUAUCCGAUAUAUCUGUCCAUCAUUCUGCAUCGGGAAUGGAUAUUGAGCAGGAACAAAUAAUACCGGAUGGACAUGCCCUAGAUAUUGCUUUGUCGAAAAUGUGGAUACGUUUGAACGUUGGUGGAACGAUCUUUCAAACUACUCGACAGACUUUGUGUCGUGAAGCGAAUUCCUUUUUGGCUCGUUUGUGUAAAGAAGGCGACGAAAUGCCCAGUCAGAAAGAUGGGACAGGUGCUAUAUUGAUCGAUCGUGAUCCAGAAUAUUUUGCACCUGUGUUGAAUUACUUACGUCACGGGAAACUCGUAGUGAACAAGAAUGUGAGUGUCGAAGGGGUUCUGGAAGAAGCAGAAUUUUAUAAUUUGCCGCGGCUAAUUCAGUUAUGCACGGAACGAUUAGCGGAAUUUAGCCUGAGAAAAGCGAGACAGACAAAACACGUAUAUCGCGUCCUCCAGUGUCAUGAAGAGGAAUUGACAAAUGUUGUAUCAGCAAUGUCAGAUGGUUGGAAAUUAGUUCAGCUUAUUCCUAUCGGACAGUUCCAGUAUCAAAGCGAUAUGCAAAGUGAAUUUCUUUGCGUCGUUUCCCGGGAAUUUCCUGACAACGAAAUCAAAAAUGGAGAGCAUACAGAUCUCACUGAUCGCGUUAAAGCUUUGCAACAAAAGGCUCGCCACCACUAGUGCUGGAAGGCGACCGUUUGUUUCGAUUCAGGACGGCUUUGCCGCUCGUGCUGCAAUAGGAAUUUUUUCGUUUAAUCCAUUCUUACAAACAGUUACUAAUAGGCAUUUAAGUUAAGCUUUAUAAUAUUUGUGUCAUCCGACUGCCUUCCUCAAAAGAAACUAAUGAUAAAUCGCUAUAGCUAAC
Loa loa (African eye worm) is the source of this 1173-nucleotide messenger RNA. RefSeq names its product potassium channel tetramerisation domain containing 5. Gene Ontology annotation, molecular function: cullin family protein binding. Gene Ontology annotation, biological process: protein homooligomerization; proteasome-mediated ubiquitin-dependent protein catabolic process. The record is from RefSeq and is a predicted model, not a curated record. The transcript is spliced from 9 exons. NCBI's taxonomy places the organism in Eukaryota, Metazoa, Nematoda, Chromadorea, Rhabditida, Onchocercidae. Gene Ontology annotation, cellular component: cytoplasm; Cul3-RING ubiquitin ligase complex. Bases 198 to 989 code for a protein of 263 amino acids.